Messenger RNA from Salvelinus sp. IW2-2015, 376 nucleotides. Its product is annotated as guanine nucleotide-binding protein G(I)/G(S)/G(O) subunit gamma-7-like. Gene Ontology annotation, cellular component: heterotrimeric G-protein complex. NCBI's taxonomy places the organism in Eukaryota, Metazoa, Chordata, Actinopteri, Salmoniformes, Salmonidae. The record is from RefSeq and is a predicted model, not a curated record. Gene Ontology annotation, molecular function: G-protein beta-subunit binding. Gene Ontology annotation, biological process: G protein-coupled receptor signaling pathway.
CCCCUCCGCCAUAGUGGGGGGGUGUGUAUUGAGUGAUCAGGAUGUCAACCAAUAACAACAUCGCCCAGGCCAGGAAACUGGUGGAACAACUGAGGAUCGAGGCAGGAUCGAAACGUAUUAAGGUGUCUAAGGCAGCGGCAGACCUGAUGAGUUACUGUGAGCAGCACGCCCGUAACGACCCGCUCCUCGUUGUCCCAACGUCAGAAAACCCUUUCAAAGACAAGAAACCCUCGCAUCAUCCUAUAGCUGCACACUCGUCUCUGCCCAUCAGACACACACACACCCCUGCCCACACACACACUCCCACCGGCUGACUCUGCAACAGCCAACAAGGCCCAGCUCUGUCAAGAUAUACAUAACACACACCACACACACG